Messenger RNA from Hyalella azteca, 684 nucleotides. RefSeq names its product endochitinase-like. Gene Ontology annotation, cellular component: extracellular region. The transcript is spliced from 2 exons. The coding region runs from base 30 to 404 and encodes 124 amino acids. Gene Ontology annotation, molecular function: chitin binding. The record is from RefSeq and is a predicted model, not a curated record. Lineage: Eukaryota; Metazoa; Arthropoda; Malacostraca; Amphipoda; Hyalellidae.
UGGAAAGCUUGCGGUACGAGGUAUAGAUCAUGAAGACAUUUGUGCUACUCUCCAUCUUCGCAGCUGUGGCAGCUGCUCGAGAGUUCAACUACACUGAAGACGUUUCAACUACUCCUAGACCAAUUUAUGAGACCACCGUCCCAUCUAUCCCACACGGCGAGACCAACGAAACAAUUUCCACCGAAGCACCAGAAUGCCGCCCGCUUUGCACCGACUGGAUCCUGCCUCAUCCCAGGGACUGCACCAAGUUCUUCCUUUGUUCUAACCUCGUCCCGUACGAAAUGAACUGCCCUGCCAAACUGCACUACUCAGAGGGACGUAGGAGGUGUGACUACCCUGCCGAGGCGGGGUGCACUGCACACCCCACAGCAUCUUGUGACAACUCCGACUCUCCACCCGCUUGAUGACCGAUCAUCGUUACCGGUCAAAACUUUUCAUACACGCAGAAUUGGUCUUUAAAGAACAUUGUUUCAUUUGAGCUGUCAUUAUGUUCUAUACUUGUUAUUUUCAAAACUAAAGUCAUUGAUCUUUACUCUUUUUCAUCGCUUUGGUAGUUCUUUUCUAACUUGAGCUCUCGUAACUGCUUUCGAUAAGGAUCUAGCUACUGUAACCGGUGCCGUUCACUUUUCUAUAGCUCCGUACACAUUAAACAUGCAGACACAUGUAAUGAAAAAUUUUCCCACA